This is a messenger RNA of Exophiala oligosperma, 2213 nucleotides long. RefSeq lists its product as uncharacterized. Bases 357 to 1814 code for a protein of 485 amino acids. The record is from RefSeq and is a predicted model, not a curated record. Gene Ontology annotation, molecular function: catalytic activity. NCBI's taxonomy places the organism in Eukaryota, Fungi, Ascomycota, Eurotiomycetes, Chaetothyriales, Herpotrichiellaceae. The transcript is spliced from 3 exons.
CUCUAAAGAAGAUCCUUUCCGUGCUGUCUCGUGCACCCAGGUGCCUAGUAUGACGAAUUCCUCAUACGGACACGCUACACUUGCUCUGUUUAUUGAAUUAACGUUGAUGUGGUGAAUGCCUGCUGUUUGUUCCUGCUCGUGACCGCGAAUUGCACCUUCCCACCUUCACCUCUUUCUCUGCAUUGUGUGACUACAUGUGAUUGUGCAAUCGUCGACUCCGUCUCAGAGGGGUUGGUUUAUUUCCUCGGACAGCCCUUUUUACCUUCUCUGCGUGAACAACUUCAACUGGCAAAGGGCAUAUAGGGACACAAAGACCUGUACUAGAUGACCUGACUUGCGCCGUCAUAACCGCUGCCAUGGCCUCCAAUACUUUCCAGCAGCUUUUGAAACGGGCUUCAUUCUACCUCUUCGGCGUCUUCAGCUAUUUUCUCUACACGAGUUUGUCCAUUAGGAGCGGGGCAUUCUUCAAAAAGAACACCGAGCAAGACAAUCUACAAUACGCUAUUGAACGAGAUCGGUUCUGGAACUUGACAAAGGAACCUUUGCCAGGUUUCAAGCACUACUUCUAUUCCCUGCGCAAUGGCCUCAAACUACACUACCUCUCCAAUCGAGCCGGAGCGACGACGGGCAACCUGAUCGUCUUCGUACAUGGGUUUCCUGACAGUUCAAUGAUGUGGAGGCAUCUAUUGCAAGAGCCGGCUAUACCAAAAAAUGAGGCUACCUUGGUCUGUGUUGACUUGCCUGGCUUCGGAGGGAGUGACAGCUUCAAGGUCUAUGACACUGAAGUACUAGAAGCUCUGACUGAAUUCAUUGUUGCCAUGCGAGACCGAUAUAUUCCAGCCGAGGAAACAGAGGUGACGAACACGUUCAUAGUAGGGCAUGACUGGGGUUGUGUACUUGGCUUUCGCCUCGCUACAGAUGCUCCCUGCCUGGCUGAUCGUUUCAUACUGACCAACGCUCCACAUGUCGAACUUGCUCUUGCAAACAAGGACCGCAUAAUCAACUCGGCCUCCAAGAUCUUCAAGCAGUUCAAACAGUCACCCAAGCAACACUUCGGCUGCCUGUCCAAGUCCAUCAAUACGCUGAAGCCACUGCUGUGGCAAACAUUGUUGAUGGCCUACAUAUUCGCCUUCAAUCUGUCUCCAGUCUUCGUCCGAAGCUUGGGCACCGGUGGAAACUAUUCAUUUCUGAGAGGAGCCAACAAGAUAGGAUACGAUAAGCGCUCAGAUGAGUACCGACCUCAAGAAGCUCUCGCCUCUACCCUUGGCCCUGGUCCUGAAGAAUGCAAAACUGCGACCCACGAUGGAGGUAGCUAUGGUCCGACUGUGCUGCUGAGAGCCAAGUCCUCAGCAGAGGCAUUCUGGAAUAUGACCGGUGUUUACCGUGAUGGAGUUGCAACAAGGCCGUGGACCAAAUCUCUCGAAACUAUUGCAGACUUGUAUGCUCUGGAGACCUCGGCGUCGGAGUCGAGCUCUCCUGGCAGCAGACGCCGUUCUUCAAUCUCAAACCACACCUUAUUUGUUGACCAUAUCAAGGGAAAGUUGAAUGCACCGGCGUAUGUGAUCUGGGGCGAGAAAGACCAGGCGUGCAGCAGAACCAUUUGUUUGGAUGGCUUAGGAGAUUAUCUUGCCAAGGACAGCGAAGUGACCAUCCUACCAAGAAGUGGUCACUGGACGCCUGUGGGUAAAGAGUCUCGAGCAGCUCUCGCUACAGCCAUUGGAUUGUUUGCAGGAAGAGAUGCCAAACCUGUUCCGAAGAUGACUGCUGAAGUACAAAAGAUCUAUCCGGAUGCAGUCAUGAUGGCGAAGAAAUGAAUGUCACGGUAACAACGAUAUGAAUAUCUUCCAAUUCCCAUGCAGACCUCAUGAUGAUGGAUCUGCCUCAAGAGAGCUGUACGCUAUUGACAUUAUUCGGCGAAUUUCAAACAACGAUUGUCUUGAAGGUGGUUCGCAGGUACAGCUGGACUGAGGAGCUCUUACGCGAAGAGAAGCUGCCUAGCUGGGUACGAAAAGAUAACUUUGUCAAUGAUACUCUAUUGAUUGCACUGCCCUCUGAUCAAUACUACGAUGACUGAAAUAUCGCUUGGCUUUGUUCCCUUCAAGUCAUGCAGACAUGCCGUCCACUUCCGUCCACUUUAUGCCAUGAUCAAGACGGGUUUCCUUCUUGUUGGGUAAUCAGAGCAGGCUAAUCCACAGGAAGUGAAGGAACGUGAG